AUGAUCUCUGCUCGUGCUUUCGUGGCGCCCUCCCGCCAAUGCCUGCGGGGACUGCGAACUGUUUCUGCUCAAACCUCUCCAUUUGCACAGGCUCGUGGAUAUGCUAGCCGUGUUGGCGCAUUCAAGGGACAGAAGGGCUCAGAUGGCAACUACACUGUUACUUUGAUUGAAGGUGAUGGUAUUGGGCCUGAGAUCUCUCAGUCCGUCAAGGAUAUUUUUGCUGCGGCAAAGGUCCCUAUCAAAUGGGAACCCGUUGAUGUCACACCCAUUCUCAAGGAUGGACGAACCACAAUCCCAGAUGAGGCUAUCAAGAGUGUGCAAAAGAACUACGUUGCUUUGAAGGGUCCUCUUGCGACCCCCGUUGGAAAGGGACAUGUUUCAUUGAACUUGACUCUUCGCCGUACUUUCAACCUCUUCGCCAACUUGCGACCAUGCCGCUCUGUUGCUGGAUACAAGACCCCAUACGACAACGUCGACACUGUGUUGAUCCGUGAGAACACGGAGGGUGAAUACUCCGGCAUUGAGCACGUUGUUGUUGACGGUGUUGUUCAAAGUAUUAAGCUUAUCACUCGGGAAGCUUCUGAGCGUGUCUUGCGCUUCGCUUUCCAACACGCUCAGUCUUCUGGAAAGAAGAAGGUUCGCGUCGUCCACAAAGCCACCAUUAUGAAGAUGUCCGACGGUCUCUUCUUGAACACUGCCCGCGACGUUGCUAAGGAGUUCCCCGACGUCGAAUUCGAUGCCGAACUUCUUGACAACACCUGCUUGAAGAUGGUCACCGACCCUACACCAUACAACGACAAGGUCCUUGUCAUGCCCAACCUUUACGGUGACAUUUUGUCCGAUAUGUGCGCUGGUCUCAUCGGUGGUCUCGGUCUUACUCCCUCCGGGAACAUCGGAGACGAAUGCUCCAUCUUCGAAGCUGUCCACGGUUCUGCCCCCGAUAUUGCCGGCAAGGGUCUCGCUAACCCCACUGCUCUCUUGUUGAGCUCUAUCAUGAUGUUGCAACACAUGGGUCUUAACGAGCACGCUGAACGCAUCCAGAAGGCUGCUUUCGAUACCCUUGCUGAGGGAAAGACUCUCACUGGUGAUCUCGGAGGCACUGCCAAGACCCACGAAUAUGCUGGUGCCAUCAUCAAGCGCCUAUAA
Talaromyces stipitatus ATCC 10500 is the source of this 1146-nucleotide messenger RNA. Its product is annotated as isocitrate dehydrogenase, NAD-dependent. Gene Ontology annotation, cellular component: mitochondrion. Gene Ontology annotation, biological process: isocitrate metabolic process; tricarboxylic acid cycle. Bases 1 to 1146 code for a protein of 381 amino acids. Gene Ontology annotation, molecular function: isocitrate dehydrogenase (NAD+) activity; NAD binding; magnesium ion binding. The transcript has 6 exons. NCBI's taxonomy places the organism in Eukaryota, Fungi, Ascomycota, Eurotiomycetes, Eurotiales, Trichocomaceae. The record is from RefSeq and is a predicted model, not a curated record.